AUGAGCGCCUCAAUGGAAAAGCAGAAGCCCAGGAACAGCGUCUCAGACGUGGUGGCUGGUGCGGGUGAGAAUUCAAAUGCUGCUGGCGGAUACAUGAGGAUCUUCCGCUAUGGCGAUAAAGUCGACUUCAUGAUGCAAGCUGUGGCCCUCCUGUGCGCAAUCGGCUCUGGUGUGGGGAUGGCCAUGGUCAACUUGGUUUUUGGGCAAUUUGUCACGAUCAUCACCAAAUACAGCUCAGGGUCCUCUUCGCCCGCCGACUUUCGGAGUGACGCUGCACGGCUUGCUCUCUAUUUCUUCUUGAUUGGAAUCGGACGCUUCAUCGUCUCGUACGGAUACAGCACCCUUUUCACCCUCGCUGGGUAUCGGAUCACGAGAAAUAUACGCCGCGAAUAUCUCCAAGCUGGGCUGAGCCAGGAGAUCGCCUAUUUUGAUUCUGGUGUCGGUGGUUCCAUUUCCAUGCAAGCGACCUCCAACGGCAAGCUCAUACAAGCGGGCAUCUCGGACAAGCUCGGUCUCGUCGUUCAGGGCCUGUCUGCGUUCAUAUCAGCCUUCAUACUGGCCUUUGUCACAAACUGGAAGUUGACUUUGAUUACCGGCUGUAUUGCACCGGCUAUUAUUUUGUGCACACUUGUUGCCUCAUACUUUGAAACGAGAUACGAAGUUAAGAUCCUCGGCUGGAACGCAGAGGCUGGUUCAUUCACCGAGAGCAUCUUGGCCAGCGCCCGAACAAUCCAGGCCUUUGAGCUCCGCUCGCGCCUCAUCCAAAAGUUCGAUGGGUACUUGUCGGAAUCCGCGAAGGUCGGCCACAAAAAGAGUCCAGUUUUAGGGCUGCUCUUCUCCAGUGAGUACUUCGUCAUGUUCGCCGGAAUUGGCCUGUGUUUCUGGCAAGCCAUCUCCAUGAUCGCCAAGGGUGAGGUCGACAAUGUUGGGGAUGUAUUCAUUGUCUUUAUGUCUGUCACUGUUGCUGCCGCCAGUCUUACGGCCAUGGCUCCGCAUCUCAUCGACUUUACCAGGGCAGCUUCUGCGGCGAGCGAACUAUUCAAGUUGAUAGACCGCAAGUCCGCCAUCAAUCCACUGGACGAAUCGGGUGACCGGCCCACCUGGGUCACAGGAGAUGUCGAGUUCAGUAACGUCACCUUUAGUUAUCCUAUGCGACCUGAUGUUAAGGUUCUCGACAAUUACUCGCUACACUUCCCGGCUGGCAAGACCACCGCCCUAGUGGGUGCCAGCGGUAGUGGCAAGAGCACAAUCGUCGGUCUACUGGAGCGAUGGUAUGACCCGGCAUCCGGCACGAUCAAGCUUGAUGGGCGUACUAUCAACACCCUCAACGUCCAGUGGCUAAGGAAACAAAUUCGUCUCGUCCAGCAGGAGCCCAUCCUCUUUAGCGGCUCGGUCUACGACAAUAUUGUCACUGGCCUUAUUGGUACCCCCUGGGAAAACGAGUCCCGACCUGACAAGCUUCGACGCGUGCAAGAGGCUGCCAAGGUUGCUUUCGCGCACCAGUUCAUUACUAACCUCCCCAACGGUUACGACACUGUUAUCGGAGAACGCGGUGGUCUUUUGUCCGGAGGUCAGAAGCAACGUGUAGCGAUCGCCCGCAGCAUUAUCUCCGAGCCUCGCAUCCUCCUUCUUGACGAAGCUACUUCCGCUCUCGACCCCAAUGCCGAAAAAGUUGUUCAACAGGCCCUCGAUAAUGUCUCAAAGGGGCGGACGACUAUCACUAUUGCGCACAAGCUAGCGACGAUUCGCGACGCGGACAAUAUUGUGGUUAUGGAGAAAGGCAAAAUCGUUGAGCAGGGCACACAUAAGUCUCUCUUGGAUCAGGGCGGCGCGUAUUCUCGCCUAGUUCGCGCUCAAGAUUUGGCUGUCAAGGAGGAUGACUCGGACGGAGCAGCAAGCUCCGAUGUUGAGGAACACAAAGCCGAAACUCUGGCCCUGGCCCCCACUCUGACCAGUCACUCGUCGGUAGGGCAUAAUGCUAUGGAACGACUUGUCGAGAGGGACGAUUACGACAAGUGGCAGCGAGUAGGCUUCCUCACCACAGUUCGUCGUAUUCUACAGGGAUCGCCCGAGCUUAAGUUGUAUUUCUUGGCCGUCGUUACGGCCUGCUGCCUUGGAGCUGGGCUGUAUCCUGGUCAGGCUGUCUUAAUGGCCAGCUUCAUUCAAGUCUUUGAGGCCUCAGGAUCGGAUAUGCGUCGAAGGGGCAACUUCCUAGCUCUUAUGUUUUUUGUUGCGGGAAUUGGGGCGUUCUUUGUAUACUUCACCUUGGGCUGGUGCUCCAAUGUUGUGGCGACGGAACUCAGUCGCAAGCUUCGUAGGCGAAUUGUUGACAAUAUCUUGAGACAAGAUCUCAAGUUUUUCGAUCGCCCCGAGAACACAACAGGCGCCCUUACCAGUAGGGCAGACUCAUACCCCCAGGCCGUAUUUGAGCUCAUGGGAUUCACCAUCGCCCUAAUUCUUACGGCCAUCAUCAGCGUCCUGGCUUGUAGUAUUCUGGCUAUUGUGUACAGUUGGAGACUCGGCCUCGUGAUCGUUCUUGCCGGCCUUCCACCCAUGCUCCUUGCGGGCUACGGACGCAUUAGAAUGGACUCUGCUAUGGAUGUGAAGAUCUCAAAACGCUUUUCCCAUAGCGCAUCAAUCGCAUCUGAGGCUAUCACAGCUAUCCGUACUGUUUCGUCCUUGUCUAUUGAAAAGUAUGUGUUAGAAAGAUAUACAAACGAACUGGACCAAGCCAACAACGACUCUCGCAAGGCUAUUCUGCUCAUUAUGCUUCCUUUUGCGUUCACCCAGAGCGUAGAAUACUGGUUCUUGGCCUUGGGUUUCUGGUACGGUUGCCGACUGGUCUCUUUUGGAAACCUCGGAAUGGUCAAUUUCUUUAUAUCUUUUCUUUCAGUUUUCUUUUCCGGCCAGCAAGCUUCCAUUCUUUUCGGAUUUUCGUCCAGCAUGACGAAGGCAGUCAAUGCAGCCAACUACAUGUUCUGGCUCGAUCAACUGCAGCCCGUAAUUCGCGAAACACCAGAAAACCGGGACUUCGGCCCAGAAAAAUAUGCUGCAAUGGAGUUUGACCAGGUUCGGUUUUCGUAUCCCAUGAGACCACAGACCAGAGUACUCCGUGGAGUUAACCUUUCGAUACGGCAAGGUCAAUUCGUCGCCUUUGUAGGCGCAUCCGGCUGCGGCAAAAGUACCAUGAUUGCCAUCCUCCAACGUUUCUAUGACCCUGUCUCGGGCCAUCUAAAGGUCGACGGCAAAGCGGUCGAUCAGAUGAAUCCAUGGCUUUUCCGUAAAGAUAUUGCUCUUGUGCAACAAGAGCCAGUACUGUACCCUGGCACAAUUCGCAUGAAUAUCUCUUUGGGUAUCCCGUCGGAUAAUCUAGCGACCGUUACGGAGGCCGAUAUCAUUGAGGCGUGCCGCGCGGCCAACGCCUGGGAUUUCAUCAGUUCCCUGCCGGAGGGACUUGACACUCCAUGUGGUGCCAACGGCACUCAACUUUCCGGCGGACAGCGCCAGCGCAUCGCCAUUGCACGGGCCCUGAUCCGUAACCCCAGAGUCCUUCUUCUCGACGAAGCCACAAGCGCUCUUGACACACAGUCUGAGAGGGUUGUUCAGGAGGCUCUCAAUAAGGCAGCUUCGUCCGGAGAGCGAAUUACCAUCGCGGUUGCUCAUCGUCUAUCAACUAUCAGACAUGCUGACAUCAUUUGUGUUUUCCAUGGAGGUAGAAUUGUCGAGCAGGGCACGCAUGAGCAGCUUCUUGUGAAGGGAGAACUUUACAAGAAGAUGUGCGAGGCACAGAGCCUAGGUACUUAG
Colletotrichum truncatum is the source of this 3804-nucleotide messenger RNA. Its product is annotated as multidrug resistance protein 3 (p glycoprotein 3). The record is from RefSeq and is a predicted model, not a curated record. Lineage: Eukaryota; Fungi; Ascomycota; Sordariomycetes; Glomerellales; Glomerellaceae. Gene Ontology annotation, molecular function: ATP binding; ATP hydrolysis activity; ABC-type transporter activity. Gene Ontology annotation, cellular component: membrane. Gene Ontology annotation, biological process: transmembrane transport.